GAGUGAAAGAAAUGGCCAAGAUUUCUUGGAUAUUCCUUUUCAGUUUGGUCUGCAACAGCUGCAGUGUUCCAAUUUCUAAGCCCACCAUCCAGCCUUUGAAGCCACUGGUGGAACGUGGAGGCACCAUUCAGCUGAUCUGUUCCAUGGACUGUACGGAAGCUGAAGUGCAGUGGGAAGGCUUGGACACUGACUUGGGAAACAUCGUUUCAAACCACACGCGGAGCAUCCUAACGCUGAGCAAUGCAACCAUUAACAUGGAGGGGACAAAGAUGUGCUCAGGAUGGUGCCAAGAGACGUCCUAUCUGGCCACGGUGGAGCUGAAUGUAUAUUCUUUUCCAGAUACUUUGCAGUUGGACUCCCAGCCCAAGAUGCUGACCAUUGGGCAGCCAGCUCGCUUGCUGUGUUCCAUGAGUCACGUCUACCCCCACGGUGCCCUUAGACUGAGCUGGUUCCAGGGAGAUGAACAACUGGAGGCUUCCAAGGAGAUGGAAGAGGAAGAAAUGGAGGACUCAGAAGACCAGCUGUUUGUCUACCACUCUGAACUGGAGAUCCCGAGGGUGGCAGAAGAUGUAACUUACAAAUGCAAAGCAACCCUGGAGGUAGAAGGGAAGAUCUUUGUCCAGGAGAGGGUUGCUAUCGCCAUCGCCAGCCCAAAACCUACGCAGGAGUUUCUCGGUGCUACUGAGAGCAUCGCCCUUACUCCCACAUCUGGAAGGACAAGUCCAACAUCUGCUGCAGAGCAACUCACCACAGCUGAUUGGAAGUCCUCAGUUGGGACAACCACCAGCCUUCUCCGACUUGUUUCCAUGGAGCAUACCAGCUCUAGGACAACUGUGGUUACACCAACAGCUGCCCCCAUGCUGGAAUCCCUAACUGAAGAUCACAGAUCCAUCACAGCGGUCAACAACUCCACUGGAUCUUCUUACCUAACAGACCAAGAAUUAACGACCAAGCCUCUUUCCACGACCAACCGUUUCUUGACACAAAUGACCACAAAAGGACGACCAAAACAGGACACCUGCCGUGCCACGAUUGUACUUGUGCCUGCCGAAGGGAUCGUGGGAGGCGCCCUUCGCAUCACAUGCCGGGCAGAGAACUGCAGCAGAGAUGUCAAAAUCUGGUGGCUAGAAACCCCAGUGGCCGAAUCGCGGUACCGUCUGGAGGAAGCCCAGGGCCGGUCGACCCUGACGGUUGAGAGUGUCCGCUUGGAGCACCAGGGGAUCUAUCGAUGUGCUGCAUCUGCCAGCUUACUCCAAGUAGCAAGCGUGCGUGUCGUGGUGUUUGCGGACACUGUCAAGACAGAUGCCCUGUUCACCAUCGGAGCCACUGGAUCCCUCUUUGGACUGAUCAUCACUGGCUACAUCACUCAUCGAUGGCGGCAACGGCGGCAAUGGUGAACAAGCGAAAGCCU
Molecule: messenger RNA, 1411 nt
Organism: Pseudonaja textilis
Lineage: Eukaryota; Metazoa; Chordata; Lepidosauria; Squamata; Elapidae
Source: RefSeq, a predicted model, not a curated record